This is a messenger RNA of Aspergillus heteromorphus CBS 117.55, 2430 nucleotides long. Its product is annotated as fungal specific transcription factor domain-containing protein. Lineage: Eukaryota; Fungi; Ascomycota; Eurotiomycetes; Eurotiales; Aspergillaceae. The record is from RefSeq and is a predicted model, not a curated record. The coding region runs from base 394 to 2286 and encodes 630 amino acids. The transcript has a single exon.
CCCGCAUUUCCCCUCCAUCAGAAGCCCCAGGAGGUGAUUCCCCCUCGUCAGUGUCUAAUAUCUCAAAAUGGCCAGUCACUCUUCCUCGGACGCUGCAGUGCGCGGCAUAGGGCAGAGAAGAACCCGGAAAGGCACCCACAGUUGCUGGGAAUGUGAGUCCUGCCACCGAUGAGAGUGAAGAUGGAUGGAUCUCCACCACCCCCGCGCUAAUCACCGAAGAAUGCAGGUCGAAGGCGCAAGGUGCGCUGUCAGUUCCCGUCCACCAACACCUCCGUCUGCACUCCAUGUAGUCUCCGAGGAACGGUCUGUCGGCGGCAGGACUCGGUCGAUCCGGACGGCGUCCCGCAGCACCGGGAGCGAAGGCACGGGCAGCGCAUCGACCGACUGGAAGAGAUGAUGCAGCGGCUCGUCGAUCGGAUCCUUCCGGAUGAGGGCAUCCUGAGACGGCGGGAGGCCGAUGGAUACGAUGAACCCAGACACCGAUCAGGGACGACCACCGUUAUUGACGGAACGCCCAUCGACCAGCUGCUAGGGCCACGGAAUGUUUCGCCCACGACUUUGACCUCACGGUCGAGCACCUGGUCCUACGACUCACUCGGCGGCUCCGUCCUGGGAACCAACAAGGAGGAACUACUCUCCAAGCAACUCCACGCACUCUUCCCCUCGCAGGACGACAUCGAUCUGAUCACAGGCUCCAGCCCCGGGACAGAGUGGAUCACCACCAUGCUGGCUGCCACGGUGACAGGUAGAAUCGAAUCCCCUGCCGCACGAAUCCCCAUUCCACACAUCACCAACCCCCCUGCUGUCCUCGCGCGAAGCCUUCUCCAGUUCGCCAUCUGCAUCCAACACCUCAGCCCCCAGGACACAAAAUCCCUUGCCCUCACGUUCCCCGUCGCGGACACCAUGCUCAACAUCGUCUCCACGGUGUCGAACACGAUCAUUUCCAACGACGACAUGAUCGGAAGCAUAGAAGGGCUUCAAUGCGCCAUCCUCCACGGCCACUGGCUCUUGAAUGCGGGCAAUCUGCGCAAGGCCUGGCUGAUAUUCCGGAGAGCGCUGAGCGUCGCGCAGCUGAUUGGCGUGGGGCCUGGCAACGUCGCCUCCGCGAGUUGGGAUGGUCGGGAGUCGCACAACACCCACAGCCCCGCCUCCGUCAAUAGAGCAUGGUAUCUCAUCGUCUCGGCAGAUAGAUACUUCUCGCUACUUCUCGGUCUUCGCAUCGAUAUGCGGGACGACAGCUUCGCGUCCGAGGAGGCCAUGAAGGACGACGGUCCCGACGAAAGAUUGGAAAAGAUUCAUUCCGUGAUAUCCGCGCGCAUUUCCGACCGAAACCUCCAGGACCCCCACCAGGCGUUCCUGACUACCCAGGCAAUCGACUAUGAUCUUGACGCCGCUGCAAAGCGUCUGGGUCACGCCUGGUGGGCGGAUCCCACCUCCAUGCCGAGCGAAUUCACCUACCAGAGAUUCGAGCGCCUGAAGCGCCUCAUGCGACAUAUUUGCCAUUACAGUCUUGUCAAUGUCCUGCAUCUGCCCUACCUGCUGCGGGAGCCGGCGGAGCAUCGCUACAGCUAUAGUAGGGCGACGUGUAUUCGCUCGAGCCGGGAGGUUUUGGGCCGGUUUAUCGCGUUUAGAACGGAUGUCGAGUCGGUGUCUGCGUGUCGGCAUAUCGAUUAUUCGGGCUCGAUCGCGGCGAUGACACUGUUGCUUAGUUAUUUGGUUCGGGGGCAGAGCCUCCCGGGUAAGACUUCCGGUUCUGAGGACAAGCGGGAGGAGGAUAGAGUCCUGGUUGGUAGAGUCAAGGAGAGGAUGGAGCAGGUGGCGAUGCUGAACCAGGAUAAGCUGUCGCAGGAAUCGGCACGCAUUAUCGGUCAGUUGCUUCCUGUGCUCGCUGUCGAUGGACCGGAGAGAGUGGCUCUAGCGACCGGGGCAGAAAGCGAUACCGUUCAACUGGACAUUCCGUAUCUGGGUGUGGUCAGAAUCUGCGUAAAUCCCAAACAGGGACAGGGCACGCUGCAGAUAUCUGACCUGAGACAUGCUGAGGAGCGCUCAAGUCUACAAGAACCGGGUAUCCCGCAGCAGUUCGGUCCCUCCGGUUUGGAGCUGGAUGGUCAGGUGGAGAAUAUGUUCAUACACGUUGAGCCACACAGCCUGGGAGACCAUCCUGAGUUUCCUAGUCUUACUGCUGAGGCGAGCGAUUGGCCGUUCCAGGGGGUGGAUACGAAUUUCUGGUCUCUCCUCCAUGGUGGGCUCGGAAGGGAGUCUGACGAUGGGGAGGGCAUGUAUUGAGUUAGUACAUUGCCCUACUGUUGAGGAUUUCGUCCAUGCAGGGGGGGUUGCUUGACUGUCCAGGCCCUGUCAACCCGAUUUUCUAUCUUUGGAAGUCAGCGUCAAUAACGGAAAUAGCGUUCACCAAUUCUCAAGUAAACUGGU